GGAAGUACGCGUGAAGCCGGCGGAGCGGUCGGCCGGCUGUGUACAGAGUGUGGUGGUGCUGUUGUGUUUUAGUGGCUGAUGAUUAAGUGACUUGGAAUCAUGGUGCUAACUACCGGAGCGAGUAGAGCUCAGCCCCCGGGGCCAGUGUCGGCGGGUUGGUUCGCGUCACUCCGGAGGAAUCGUAAACAGCACAGGACCGCUUCGGUCUCAUCGUCGUCUUCUGCUACCUCAGCGCAUGGGAGGCUGCUUGCUCGGUCAGCGUGGGACCUAUCAGCAUCGUGCUUGCAACUGAAGGAUGCCUUGGGUGAGGUUGUUGCAGAGAUGGAAAACAUGGAUACUGCUGAUGAGAGUAAAAACAACACUAAAGCAAAGCAGAUGUCCAUUGGCCGCAAAAAGUUUAAUAUGGACCCUAAAAAGGGCAUUGAGUACCUGAUUGAACAUGGCUUGCUUCGAAGCACACCAGAAGAUGUUGCCCAAUUUUUGUACAAAGGUGAAGGUUUAAAUAAGACAGCAAUUGGAGAUUACUUAGGUGAACGUGCAGAUUUCAAUGAACAAGUGCUGAGGGCCUUCGUGGAACUACAUGACUUCACUGACUUAAUACUGGUCCAGGCGCUCAGGCAAUUCUUGUGGAGCUUCAGGUUGCCAGGAGAAGCUCAGAAAAUAGAUCGGAUGAUGGAAUGUUUUGCACAGCGAUAUUGUCAACUGAAUCCUAACAUUUUCACAAAUACAGAUACGUGCUAUGUAUUGUCAUUUGCCAUUAUUAUGCUCAAUACUAGUUUACAUAAUCCAAGUGUGAAGGAAAAACCUACAGUUGAACAGUUCAUUUCCAUGAAUAGAGGUAUAAACAAUGGUGGUGAUCUGCCUCAGGAAUUGCUCAUGAGCCUUUAUGAGAGUAUAAAGACUGAACCAUUCAAAAUCCCAGAGGAUGAUGGGAAUGACUUGAUGCAUACCUUUUUCAAUCCAGAUAAAGAGGGUUGGCUGUGGAAGCAAGGUGGCCGAUACAAAAGCUGGAAGCGACGUUGGUUCAUACUAAAUGACAACUGUCUGUACUAUUUUGAGUACACAACUGACAAAGAACCUCGUGGUAUUAUUCCUCUUGAAAAUAUUCAAGUUCGUGAAGUGACAGAUCGCCAUAAGCAUCAUUGUUUUGAACUGUAUGCUAGUGGUUCUGAUUUCAUCAAGGCAUGUAAGACAGACAGUGAAGGAAAAGUUGUUGAAGGCAAACACACUGUAUAUAGAAUGUCAGCUGCCACACCCGAGGAGAAGGACGAGUGGAUCAAAUGUGUAAGGAAAAGCAUCAGCCACAAUACAUGAAGUGGCGGCCAGCAGUGAGUCACGAGUGUUUGUUUCUGCUAUAGGCAAAGCAUCAGCCAUAAUCCGUUCUACGAUAUGUUGGCAGCUCGCAAGAAGAAAGCGCAGAAGACAAGUGCUCACCACCACUUGAAGAGCUAAGACAUUUAUAGUGUAACAUAUAUUACGGUAUUACUCUAGAGCUGUCACAGCUCCAAGUGUGUUACAGCACUGCACCAUACUGGUGCAAGCUGUACAUUAUGUAUAGGGCUUGUACUGGAGGUGCAGUUUGAAACACAGCAUACAACCAAAGAAAUGUGAUUUAAAGUGCACUUGACUGUGGUAUCUUCUGAGCAGCUCUAUCCUAAUUUCUUUUGCUUUUUCUCUCCUUAAUAAUCCAUCUAGGAUUUUCACCCAAGGAAAUGGCAGCCUUGAACUAAUGUUCAAGAAGAGUGGUAAUGUUAAAUACUGAAUGUACUGUUUAAAUAUGUUUUCCCAAAAAAUGGUCAUAGCAUGACUGAAUGAUAAAUUGUAUUUUUUAUAUAGUUGUUAAAGCUUCAACUGUUCAAACAUUGCAGCAGCUUAAGAUAGAAAACUGGAAGGGUGAGAGAAAUAAACAAUGCAGUGAAUGUGCUAUACCAGUCAUUGUUUGUAAUAUUUGAAAAUUUGUUAUGAUUUGAGAGCUCUGAAAUGCUGGACAAUAUUACAAAACCAUUUUAUGGCACUGGAAGUACUAAUGGUCAAAGUGGCUGGUGCUAAGAAUCUCAGCAGAAGGAAGACUCGUGCAUUCGACAUACUCAAAUAAGUUUGUAUUUUGUCCUGUGCUGCAUGAAAGUGUGAUAUGUGUCUAUGUAUUAUGUGCUUUCCAUAUCUUGAAUGGUUCCAACUGAAAUUUCUCUCAGUAAACCAAAGAAACUGUCAUCUGACCAAUAUUUGAGACAGUGAAAGCUGGAAGUAUUUUAUAGAAUGGGAGAACUUCAGUUAUUUUUGCAUCAGUCUCUCUUCGUAAAUGUGAUUUUUUUAUAAAAGUGUUUGUAAAUGGUAUUGCUACUUCAUUUUGUGUUACUAUAGACAGUUUCAAAUGGUAUGUAAUUUAUAAUGUUCACUCAUCUCAUUGUAAUUCACAAUUUUUAUAAAAAAAAGUUAGAUUUUUAUACUAGAAGUGUGCUGGGAUGUUGUAACCAGGAUGGAGUAAUGUGUAUGGAAAUAACGAAGUAUUAAUAUUGCAGUGUGUGUGACUUUAUUUUUGUACAUUAUGUUUAUUUCUUUGAUAUAUUUAUGAUACAGUUGCUUUUGUCAGUUCCCUCAUGUUGACCAGAAUUAUUUUUAUUUGUAAUAUAUUGUGUAUAUGUAUUUAAGGAUUUGUACAAGUAGUUAAUACAGUCAUGUUCAUUAUUUAUCUGUUAAAAUAAAGUUUGACCUGAUUUGACUGGAAAUUAUGUAAAUACUUUUUCACAGCCACUGUGAAAUUCUGUUGUCUCCAG
Molecule: messenger RNA, 2774 nt
Organism: Schistocerca serialis cubense
Lineage: Eukaryota; Metazoa; Arthropoda; Insecta; Orthoptera; Acrididae
Gene: step
Product: cytohesin-1
Exons: 9
Coding region: 100-1314 (404 amino acids)
Biological process (GO): regulation of ARF protein signal transduction
Molecular function (GO): guanyl-nucleotide exchange factor activity
Source: RefSeq, a predicted model, not a curated record